Suncus etruscus (white-toothed pygmy shrew) is the source of this 1009-nucleotide messenger RNA. It is a transcript of the gene MRPL1, whose product is annotated as mitochondrial ribosomal protein L1. Gene Ontology annotation, biological process: translation. Lineage: Eukaryota; Metazoa; Chordata; Mammalia; Eulipotyphla; Soricidae. The record is from RefSeq and is a predicted model, not a curated record. Gene Ontology annotation, cellular component: mitochondrion; large ribosomal subunit. The coding region runs from base 30 to 1007 and encodes 325 amino acids. The transcript is spliced from 9 exons. Gene Ontology annotation, molecular function: RNA binding; structural constituent of ribosome.
AUUUCGUUAACACCUUCCGGAUUGCCAACAUGGCGGCGGCCGUAACGUGCCUCGGUAGAGCCUUGAUACAUCAUCAAAGGCAUAGUCUUUCCAAGAUGGUAUAUCAGGCACCUCUUUAUCCUGGUUCUGUGUAUGUUCGAGUGCCUAACAGACAUUAUGCUGCUGCUACAAAGCCUGCAAAAACGUCAAAAAAAGAUGCUAAAAAGAAAAUAUCAGAUGAAAAAAUAAUUGAUAUAGAAAAAAUAAAGUCAUACCCCUAUAUGGAAGAUGAACCUGAGGAUGAUGUCUACUUAAAACGCUUAUAUCCAAGACAGAUAUAUGAGGCGGAGAAAGCUAUUCUUUUGCUUAAGAAAUACCAGAUUCUGGACUUCACUAAUCCAAAGCAAGGUGUUUAUCUUGAUUUGACACUGGAUAUGACAUUAGGGAAGAAGAAAAAAGUGGAGCCAUUUGCCAGUGUUCUUAGUUUCCCAUAUCCAUUCUCUUCAGAAAUCAAUAAGGUGGUUGUAUUUACAGGGAAUGCCUCAGAAGUUAAAAUAGCAGAGGAAAAUGGAGCUGCGUUUGCAGGAGGAAUUGAUCUGAUUCAAAAGAUUUUGGAUGAUGAAAUUCAAUCAGAUUUUUAUGUCGCUGUUCCAGAAAUAAUGCCUGAGCUUAAUCCACUAAGGAAAAAACUACAAAAACGAUUUCCAAAAUUAACCCGAAAUUCCAUUGGUCGUGACAUUCCCAAAAUGCUUGAAUUAUUUAAAACUGGAUGUGAAAUUAAGGUAGAUGAAGAAAGGGAGUACCUUCUCCAGACCAAAAUUGCAACACUGGAUAUGCCAAGUGACCAGAUAAUUGCCAAUAUGCAAGCAGUUAUAAAUGAAGUUUGUAGGCACAGACCACUGAGUUUGGGACCUUUUGUGAUACGCGCGUUUCUUCGUAGUUCAACAAGUGAAGGCCUGUUAAUAAAGAUGGAUUCUUUGUUACCUAAAGAAGUAGAAACCAAAGAAAGUAGUAAAGAGGUUUCCUGAAA